This is a messenger RNA of Micropterus salmoides (largemouth bass), 735 nucleotides long. It is a transcript of the gene sprb, whose product is annotated as sepiapterin reductase b. Gene Ontology annotation, molecular function: sepiapterin reductase (NADP+) activity. The record is from RefSeq and is a predicted model, not a curated record. Gene Ontology annotation, biological process: tetrahydrobiopterin biosynthetic process. NCBI's taxonomy places the organism in Eukaryota, Metazoa, Chordata, Actinopteri, Centrarchiformes, Centrarchidae.
AUGCCAGACAUUUACUCUUUGAACCCCAGGACUCUGGACCGGUGCUUCUGUAUCAUCACAGGAGCCUCCAAGGGAUUUGGACAGGUGGUGGCACACAAAGUGUCCCACUUGCUGAAGCCCGGCUCUGUCCUCCUGCUGGUAGCUCGCUCUAAAACUCUGCUGCAAGACAUGAAGGACAAGCUGCAGAGCUUCACUGAGGAACAGCAGCUGGUGGUUCUCUACAUAGCUGUCAAUCUCAGCAGGAGAGAGGGGGUGAAUGAAACAGUCAGGGUGGCAAGGCAGGAAGCUGUAAAUGAAACAGAUCAUGUGCUUCUUAUCAACAAUGCUGCCUCACUGGGUGACAUUUUUGUAAGUUUCACUGAUGCUGAUGAGGUGAACUCCUAACUGUCCGUCAACAUUAGCAAUGCUCUGGCACUGACUGCAGGAAUCCUGCAGGUAUUUAUAUGCAGACAAGGCAUACGAUGGAGAAUGGUAAGGCCUUUCCCUCCUGGGGUGCUGUACUGCACUGCCAAAGUAGCCAGAAAGAUGAUGUUCACGGUACUGGCUGAGGAGGACCCAAAUGUCAAAGUCCUCAGCUACUCUACCGGUCCUAUGGACACAGAGAUGCAGAAGCACAUUCAGAUUGGCGUCAGUUAUGAUCUGUUUCCCUGCCAGGAGUCUGUGGCCAAACUGAUGAAGCUGCUCCUGGACAAUGACUUCUCCUCAGGGGCACUCCUGGACGUCUUCGAAGUGUGA